Messenger RNA from Helianthus annuus (common sunflower), 1300 nucleotides. RefSeq names its product protein MICROTUBULE BINDING PROTEIN 2C. NCBI's taxonomy places the organism in Eukaryota, Viridiplantae, Streptophyta, Magnoliopsida, Asterales, Asteraceae. Gene Ontology annotation, biological process: plasmodesmata-mediated intercellular transport. The coding region runs from base 121 to 1056 and encodes 311 amino acids. The transcript has 5 exons. Gene Ontology annotation, molecular function: microtubule binding. The record is from RefSeq and is a predicted model, not a curated record.
UUUUGUGUUUUUGGAUUUUUCAUUGUUGGGACCCAAACACCAAUCUUGAUUCUCCAUUCUCACUAUCUGAACUCAUUUCCUUAAAUCCUAACCUGUGUCUGAAAUCAUAAAUCUACAACAAUGCAUCAUCAGUCGUUUCAGCACUUCGGUGGUGUAGAACCACCUUCGUAUCUUUCCGGCGAAGAUCUCCGCCCUUCUUCGCCGUCCCACCACCGUAACCCCGCCGCCAACAACGUCGACCGUGCUCUAUACGAUGACCUCGUCCAGAUCUUUCCUCUCGUUCAGUCGCUGAUUGAUCAAAAGGGAAGUAGUUGUUUCACUCGUAGGGGGUCCAUGAUCUACACUAAGAAACCUUCAAGAGAAUCAAUCUCUAAUAAGGUGACUGAAAGGGAUGCUCAAUCAAUUCUCAGGAAAAAGCGCGUGGAAAAUGGUGGAAACGACCAAGUUGUGUUUCCCUCGAGUGCAAAUUUGACAAAAGAAAGGGAAGAACUGGUUGAAUUGAGGGAGAAAGUGGAGGAUUUGCAGAAACAGUUGUUGGAGAAAGAUGAAAUCUUGAAGUCAGCAGAAGCUUCAAAAAGUGAAACUGAUUCUGUUCAUAGCAUGCUCGAUCAUGUGAAGAAACAGGCAUUGGAAAAGGAUGCUUUACUGCGCUCUACUCAAGCACAGUUAGCUGAUGUAAAGAUUAAACUUGCUGAUAAACAAGCAUCUGUCGAGAAACUACAGUGGGAAACUAUGACUUCCAACAAAAAGGUGGAGAAACUCCAGGAAGAUUUGAAUGCCAUUCAAGGAGAGACGUCAUCAUAUACGUUGUUAUUCGAAGGUUUAUCAAAUGACAAUUAUACCCUUUCGCACCAAGACUGUUAUGAUGUCACCCCACAUGAUGAUCACCUUCCUGAAAUAGAUGACAUGGAUGAGAUGGAAAUGAGGAAAAUGGAAGAGGCGCAAGAAGCCUACAUGGCUGCUGUUGCGGCUGCAAAGGAGAAGCAAGAUGACGAGUCGAUCGCAAAAGCUGCCAAUGCUAGGUUGCAUCUGCAAUCUUUUGUUUUAAAACGUUGACUGGUGUAACAUUUAACAGGGCUGACCUGAGUGUUUUUGGUAAAACAGAGCAUUUAGUUCGAUAUUUUUACAAUACUAAGUGUUUUUUAGGUUUGUAUUCACUCAAGCGAAUUGGUUAUCGUAGAAGUGGAAAACAGGCUGGCUUGUGAACGGAUCAGGAUGGCUGGUUUGUUGAACCGACCGGAGUCUAUGUUAGUUUGAACUUUAGUUGUUUAAAAACAAAGCUGACACGACUUGUUUGCAA